UUCAAAGCGAAACAUCGCAGAAAAACUAAACCGAUGAAUGUCCUCCACAUAAAGCAGCAACUCGCCCCGUUUAACUCGAAGAAGCAAACUCUCCGCUGUGACUGCUCGCAGCGCCGUUAGCUGUGUGAACAUGAAAAGUUAAGCAUUAGCAUGAGACACUUUGAGAACUCUGCCGAUCUGGACUCUUUUAUUAAAGAACUGGAGGAAGAGUCUCAGACUAAGUUUAUCACCUUUUCCGUGGACCGCCAUUUUAAUGACAAAGAUUGGCAUCCUUUGCCCGGAAACCGGGUCUACUGGCAAUGGGCUGGGGGCUCUGGGAUGCCAGCCACUGAAUUCACCGGAGUCCCAUUUAUGUUUGUGGGCUCUAAAAGGCUCGUCUGCCAUCAGGGCAAAGACCUCGCCGUAGCUCAGAAGCAGAGAUAUGCCGAGGAAAAGGCAAAAAAGACGAUGAUGGACCACACUUUAGUUAGGAACAAAUCAAACUCGCAGUCUACUAAAAAGGUGGGAUGCCCAGCAGCCAUAUCAAUCAGCAAGAUCGCAACAUUCCCUAAAUUCAAGUUGGAAGAAGACAGGGAGAGGAGUAAGAAGGCAGCCUCCAAGAUGCUAAGAGAGGCCUUGGAGAGAGAUCCAGUUGUAUGGGGAACAUGCUAUGUUGUCACACAGCCAAGUGCGCAUGCUGGGCACGCAAUGGGAGAAAUGGAGCCCGUGGACGCAAGAGUGGAGCAGCAGGUGGUGGAGCUCAGAAAGCAGGGCGUGAGGAAGGUCAGCGAGCUGAAGCGUCAUCUUGCUCAGUUUGUAACAGCCGAGCUUUUUAAGGGAGCUAGCCCACCCCCUGCGUCCAGGCGCCGGUACUACCCCUCAGAGAAGGACCUCCGAAAUAUAAUGGCUAAGGUGAAGGACCAGGCUCGGCACAGAAUCGAUCAGGUGAACCUGGAGGUGAGUGGCGCCUUUAUCAUUCCUGUUUGGGUAAAACACCAGCAUGUGACUAGUCCGUAUAAAAAAAGAAAAAAAGACUGCCUCCGUACAGAGGAUGCCUCCUUCCUCUUCUGCCAUCAAACGUUGUGGCAGAUGAGGCUGCUGCGCAUGUAUGGGGCAGAUGUCUGCGUGUUCGAUGCCGCCUACAGAACAAUCCGCUACCCUCUGCCCCUUUGCUUCUUGUGCGUCCGCACCAACAUGUGCUACUCCGUUGUGGGAGUGAUGGUACUGCAAGAAGAAACAACAGAAGCCAUCAAAGAGGGUCUGGAAGUCUUCAAAUGUUGGAACGCAGACUGGAGGCCAGCAAGCUUCAUGGUCGAUUGCAACGCUGCCGAAAUCCGAGCUGUUGAGUCUGUGUUUGAAGGCACCAAAGCGCUGUUCAGUGACUUUCACAGGGAGAAGGCAUGGGAUGAAUGGAUACAGAAGGAGCAUCGAGUGGCUGACAAAGAAGAUGCUCUUGCAAAGCUGAAAGCGAUAGCCACCUCGCUCACUACACAGCAGUUCGAGGAGGCAGUGAAGGCCCUGAUGGCCAGCCACACCUGGGAACAAAAUCCUGUGUUUCAGAGCUGGUUUUCAGACAUGUGGUUGUCCAAAGCAAAGAGAUGGGUGUCUGCCUUCAAAGAAGAGACACUGAAUAUAGCCAUCAUCACAAACCAUGAGACCGAACGCCAGAAUAAAUUGUUCAAGCACAAAUACCUGGAGGACUACAGGAACCGGACAUUAUCUGAAAUGCUGGACAUCGUGACACACAUGUACAUCCCUGAACUGUGGAGGACGUACAUUGAAGCUAAUGUGAGGUCAUACAGACAGUAUGACUCCAGUGUCCCUCCUUUCCUGUGGGACAGACCCACAGACGUCAUUCAACACAUCACGAGCUGCAUGGACAGCUCUCUCUCUGAGGGACGUGGUCAAGCUGGGCGAUGGUGUUUUCAGAGUGAAGAGCGAGACACAGGAGGACCAGUCUUAUGAACUGGCAUUUGGGUCAGACGACAGCUUGCCCUCCUGCCAGUGUGAUGACUGGAGGCGGUACAAGUUGCCAUGCAAACAUUUCUGUGCAGUCUUCCAGACGGUCCCUGGCUGGACGUGGCAGCAGUUAUCCCUGAAAUACAGGGAACACCUGCUUCUUAACCUGGAUGCCACGUGUUGCUCCAUGACCCCAGACUCAGUGGACGAGUGGGGCAUGGAGGUAGUCAGUGAGUCAGUAACCUGCAAGGACACACAGGUGACCUCUGACUGUGACAGUCCACCACGCAAGCGAGUGAGCAAGUCAUAUCUGAGGAAGAAAUGUGUCAACCUCACCAAACAACUCAUGGACCGAAUAUAUACCAGUGAGAGCCAAGACACACUUGAGGAACUUUCUGAGACAUUAGGCAGGCUGGUGAAGGGGCUCACAUCUGUGUGUGGAAGUGAGGAUGGUAUGCUUCAUCUGGAAGCAAAGCGGGUCAGAGUUUCCAGCUGCACAGACUGAGGGUGAAACCCACAAAGAGGCUGUCCUCUAAAUCAUCGGAACCCUUCCUCCAUCAAGGACACGCAGACACUCUUCUUUUCAAACCUCUCUCCACAUCCCCCUGCGGCUGCUGUGCGGCAGCCUGCUAUUCGCCUGUAAUGCAGUCAUGUGGACCACCUUCUCCAAGGCCCUCCGACAUUCCACCUCUACAGCCAGGGCCACUGUCACGACCACUGCAUCUAACUUCAUUUCCUCUGGACUGCUAGGGAGGCUCUUCUUUGGAGAGAGCCAUGCAACUCUGUGGUGGGCAGGCAUCUCUCUCACUCUGUGUGGACUGCUGAUGCUUCAUGGUUCAGCACCUCAGACACACCCACAGGAAGCAGACAAGAAGGACAAGUAAUGCAUGUUGGAGUUGUUCCAAGCGUGCAGCCUCAAAACUGUUGACUGCAAAGAGCAGUUCUGGCAGGUUCUCCGCCUGCAGAAUUGACUCUGAUGUAUACUUUUUAAGAGUUCUUCCUAUAAGACGAACAACAACUGCCUUUUUAUGGACUUUCAACUGAAUUCCGAUGCUUUAAGAAAAUGAGGGGUUCCCUGGGACUUGAACAAAAUUAAAAAAAAACCUCAUUGUUUUUUUUGUAACUGUGUGGUAGUUGAUUUUUUUAAAUGUGUGCUGUAUGUAUUACAAACCACAGUGAUUUGCUCUGCAUUGGAAUAUUGAGUGGAAAUGAAUAUUUUUAUAAAUAAAAUGGAAGUCGAACAAA
Messenger RNA from Oreochromis niloticus (Nile tilapia), 3183 nucleotides. RefSeq lists its product as uncharacterized. Gene Ontology annotation, molecular function: DNA-binding transcription factor activity. NCBI's taxonomy places the organism in Eukaryota, Metazoa, Chordata, Actinopteri, Cichliformes, Cichlidae. The coding region runs from base 151 to 1944 and encodes 597 amino acids. The record is from RefSeq and is a predicted model, not a curated record. The transcript is spliced from 11 exons.